Messenger RNA from Larimichthys crocea (large yellow croaker), 1859 nucleotides. RefSeq names its product chromatin target of PRMT1a (gene chtopa). The record is from RefSeq and is a predicted model, not a curated record. The transcript is spliced from 6 exons. The coding region runs from base 332 to 1072 and encodes 246 amino acids. Lineage: Eukaryota; Metazoa; Chordata; Actinopteri; Sciaenidae.
AAGAGCCUCUCUCCAUUUUCUCCGCGAGGACCGUCCGUUUAGCUUUAGCAGCUCCAUUUUAGGGAGACACAACUCCGUCUCUCUCUCUGUUUCUCUCUUUCUUUUUGUUUUUGUUUUAACUCUUUACAAAAAAAAAAGACAUCUAGCAGAGAGUUUCCUCUCGUUUCUUUUCGUCGGCGCUUAAUUAGAAAAGCUAGCUGUGUUGUAGGUUAUAUAUUUUUUUAAAAACAGAAGAAGCUACUCAAAGCUAACUCUCUAGCUCGGGCUGUAAAAGGCUUUUCUCUGCACCGACGCAACACUCGUUGAAGCCUGCAAAGCGAAGUCCGUCAAAAUGAGCGCAGCCUCCUCCCAAAAAGUCGUCCUGAAAAGCACCACCAAGGUGUCCCUGAAUGAGCGCUUCACUAACAUGCUGAAGAACAAGCAGCCCACUGCGGUAAGCAUUCGAGCCACCAUGCAACAGCAGCAUUUGGCCAGUGCCCGGAAUCGCCGGCUGGCCCAGCAGAUGGAGAACCGGCCCUCGGUGCAAGCGGCUCUGAAUCACAAGCAGAGCCUGAAGCAGCGCCUGGGGAAGAGCAACAUCCAGGCCAGGCUGGGCCGGCCCGUAGGGGCUCUGAUUCGCGGAGGACCUGUCGGAGGCAGAGGAGGGAUGCGGGGGAUGCCCAGGGGAGGCUUUAGAGGACGAGCCAGAGGAGGCGCAAUGAGGGGAGCUCUAGCCCUGAGAGGGAAGCGAGUGCUUACCGGCGGCCCCAUGCGAGGCCGCGGCGCAGCUGGACGCCUGGCAAUGCGCAGAGGAGGCCGCCACCGUGGAGGACCUGUCGGCAGAGGCGGAGCUCUGUCCCGAGGAGCAGCACGAGGGGGAAUGGUCAGAGGACGUGGAGCACUGCGCGGCCGUGGCGGCUUCGCCGGACCAGGAGGUCGUGGCCGCGGGCGGGGCCGAGGCAUCGGCCGUCCAGCUGUGACCCGCGAACAGCUGGACAACCAGCUGGACGCCUACAUGUCAAAGACCAAAGGUCACCUGGAUGCCGAACUGGACGCCUACAUGGCCCAGGCGGACCCGGACAGUAUGGAGUGACGCCGACGGACUGAAUCAGAAGCACAUCUUUAGAGUCGGUGCAGAACUGUACAGCUGAACUCGCACACACAGUGUAGUGUAUCUCACACCAGGCUGCUGCUGUGCUGAGGGCGUGUUAAUAAUUUAGAUGAGUGGCGACAGUCCGGGACUCUUUAGCUUUGGAACAGCAGGAAAUCGUGGUGUCACCUGAAUGUGCUUCAACCACUACUCAAUACUGCAACAACCUGCUCCCGCAAAAACCCUUUUAAUUCUGGAUUAACGGUGUGACGGGACCUUUUUAAACAUUAACAAACCCUGUGUUUUGUUUUGUUUUUAUAUAUGUAUGACCUGGAAAAACACUCAAAACCCAGACAUCUGUAUCUGUAAUGGCUUCAAUCCGGUCGAUGCUGCAGGAGUUGUUGCGUUAACCUUCUGUUGAAUCCAAUUUGUCUUCAGAUUUUUUUUUUUCUACACUGUUAUUUUAAAUUAGAUUUUAGUGUUUGUAUGCUCAGACCUUUGGGGAAUAAUUCAAAUGGCUUAUUGUGGAAACAUUUGCAAUACAAAAGCUUCCUAAAUUAUGUGAAGAAUGUAAGAAAAGUUUUUUUUUUUUAAAGCCACGUAUCCAUUUGUCCUUUUUUGUUUUUGUAUUUAAAAGAUGUAGUAGUCUUUUGUUCCUCCGUUAUCUUCCACCUGUCUGCGCUCUUCAAGCGGAGAGCGCCGACAUUCUUAACUUGUACAUGAGAGCAUUUGUAUGACGUGACCCAAAGCAAGUAAAAGAAGUUUUAAUUAAAAUGGAGAAUGGAUUCCC